Colletotrichum truncatum is the source of this 1197-nucleotide messenger RNA. RefSeq names its product proline racemase. Gene Ontology annotation, molecular function: hydro-lyase activity. Lineage: Eukaryota; Fungi; Ascomycota; Sordariomycetes; Glomerellales; Glomerellaceae. The record is from RefSeq and is a predicted model, not a curated record.
AUGAGUCUACCUUCAUUCAUCCGUCCCCAUGUCGGACAUGAGAUUCGGACAGUGGAGAUGCACACAUCGGGAGAACCAGCCCGCAUCGUUUACGCAGGCUAUCCCGAUAUCCCCGGCACACUUCUUCAACAACGUGAAGUGGCUCAACUACAGCAUGACCACAUCCGGCGGAGCCUCGUCUAUGAACCUCGUGGCCAUCAGGACAUGUACGGGGCCGUCCUGAGACCGCAUACUGAGCUAGUAGAUUCUGGUGAAGCUCACAUGGGCGCUCUGUUUCUUACUCAUGAAGGAUACGGCAUGAUGUGCGGCCACGCCACAAUGGCGCUUAGCAGGUUCCUUGUGGACUGCACGGAUGAAACCAUCUUUCCUCGACGAAAGCAACUAGCAUUUGAUGAGCUGAAGCAGGAAGUCGAAUUACGGCUCCAUGCUCCGGUUGGCCUGGUUAGCGUCAGAGUUCCCGCUCUAAAGGUAGCUGGUGUAUGGAGGUCGGAUACUAGCCGCCCGAUUACCUUCCUUUCCAUACCAACUUUUGCUACCGCCGUGAACCUUGCUUUCUACAUUCCCGAGCCCCUACGCUGGCCUGAACUGGGUGACCGCGAGAAUGUGACGGUCGAUGUAAGCUACGGCGGCGCUUUUUAUAUCAUCGUAUCUGCGUCAGCUCUCGGCUUUUCGCCCUCGCUUUCGAAGCCAAACCUGGCCGCACUCAGCAAAGCCGCAGAGAAGCUCAAAAAAGCCUUCAAUUCUACACCUCUGUUGAGAACUCGUCUUACAGUUCCUCAUGAUGAUCGACUGCAAUCUAUUUAUGGGGUUAUGGUCACAGAUGCUGAGAGCGGCGAAUCUGUGCCUGCUGCACCGGGAUGUAAAGGUGCAGAGACGGGAUUGUACUUUUUCUCCGACCAGCAGAUUGAUCGGAGUCCGACGGGUUCGCUGGUGCAGGCGCGGGUUGUGGUGGCAGUCGCAAAGGGAGAGAGGCAGUUGGGCGAGAGUUGGACCUAUCAUAGUCUUGUCUCGACAGCACAAGGAGGGUACAAGAGCGCUUUUGUUGGCACUCCAGUGGAAAGAAUUGAUUAUGGAAAGAGAGAAGGCAUUCGAGUUGAAGUGAGCGGGAGAGCUUACUAUAUUGGUUCCAGCACGUUUGUGGCUGAGGAAGAAGAUGAUGUUGGCAGAGGGUUUUCCUUCCAGAGCUUGGGAGAAUAG